GAUCGGAAAUUGGCGAUCCGGGUCUCGAGGGUCGAGAGGUAGCUUUGGAUCAUUGGAGCGAAUCAGACGGGGACACAAAGUGAGAGAAAGCGGAAGCGGUUCUGUCCGGCGGCCGGUGGGUUCAGAGCAGGACCGACGUUGAUGAAGAGAGUCACUCCCUUUCUCUUGCUUUCUCUCUAUCUUCCGGUGCGGACUACGCUACUACGAAACUGGACGGAGGAAGGGGGGCGACCUAGGUUUCUAAUGAAACUGGUUGGCGGGUUUGAGAGAUGGGGCCCAGACAUAUCGCGGCUUGCUGAUGAUGGGCGACCGGACCACCGUCACAUGAAUGUGCGGGUCUUGCAGGCGGAGUGAGAUGCUGGGGAAUACAGGGAAUCAUACACGGUGG
Aspergillus homomorphus CBS 101889 is the source of this 388-nucleotide messenger RNA. RefSeq lists its product as uncharacterized. The record is from RefSeq and is a predicted model, not a curated record. The transcript has a single exon. Lineage: Eukaryota; Fungi; Ascomycota; Eurotiomycetes; Eurotiales; Aspergillaceae. Bases 142 to 354 code for a protein of 70 amino acids.